UUGCUGUUUGUUACUACUACUACUACUACUACUACUACUACUACUACUACUACUACUACUACUACUACUACUACUACUACUACUACUACUACUACUACUACUACUACUACUACUACUACUACUACUACUACUACUACUACUACUACUACUACUACUACUACUACUACUACUACUACUACUACUACUACUACUACUACUACCACUACUACUACUACUACUACUACUACUACUACUACUACUACUACUACUACUACUACUACUACUACUACUACUACUACCACUACUACUACUACUACUACUACUACUACUACUACUACUACUACUACUACUACUACUACUACUACUACUACCACUACUACUACUACUACUACUACUACUACUACUACUACUACUACUACUACUACUACUACUACUACUAGGUGA
This is a messenger RNA of Heterobilharzia americana, 423 nucleotides long. NCBI's taxonomy places the organism in Eukaryota, Metazoa, Platyhelminthes, Trematoda, Strigeidida, Schistosomatidae. The record is from the annotation of a GenBank genome assembly.